AUGGACGCCGUCCACGUCGAUGGCGCUAGAAAGGCACCAGGCGAUUGGUCGCCCGAUGCCUGCCGCACCGUCGCUGCCGAGCUCACCAACACGCUCGACCUUGGUGCUAAUCGUCAACUGGUCGUAGAGGCGCUCGUCUUCAUCCACUUCUCCGUUUAUACUUUCGCUGAAAGACUGCGUCGACGUCAAGGUCGCAGAUUCCAUCAAUCGCCUCGCCACUUUCUCAGCUUCAUCGAGUACUAUGUCCAGGUCUCCAACCAGAAACGCGACGAACUCGAGGACCAGCAGCGCUUCUUGCUCGUCGGUCUCGAUAAGCUCCGGUCUACUGUAGACCAAGUCGAGGAGCUCCAGAAAAGCCUCGCCGUCAAACGCACUCAACUCGAAGCAAAGAAUGCACAGGCCAACAACAAACUUCAGAGCAUGGUCAAGGACCAGCAAGAGGCAGAACAGAAGCGCGCCGCCUCCAUCCAGAUUCAAGCCGCCCUAGCCAACCAGGAGGAACAGAUUGGUCAACGUCGACAAGUAGUCAUGGCAGAUCUUGCGGAUGCAGAACCUGCCGUUCAAGACGCUCAGGCUAGCGUCAGCAACAUUAAAAAGCAGCACCUCACCGAAGUCCGUUCGAUGGGCAAUCCUCCAUUGCCAGUCAAGAAUGCCAUGGAGUCAGUAUGCAUCAUCCUCGGUCACAAGAUCGAAUCGUGGAAGACCGUCCAGGCGAUCAUACGCAGAGACGAUUUCAUCGCAUCCAUCGUCAAUUUCGACACGGAUCGUCAAAUGACUCGCCAGAUCCGCGAAAAGAUGAUCCGCGACUACCUCUCCAAACCCGAGUACAACUUCGAGACCAUCAAUCGUGCCAGUAAGGCGUGCGGUCCCCUUGCCAAAUGGGUCAUUGCUCAGGUCCGCUUCUCCGAGAUCCUUGACAAGGUCGGCCCGCUUCGCGACGAGGUCCAGUCGCUCGAACAGCAAGCAGAAGACACCAAACUUCAAGCCAGCGAGAUUGUCGAUAUGAUUGCAGAGCUCGAAAACAGCAUCGCUACCUACAAGGACGAGUAUGCUGCGCUCAUCAGCGAAACACAGGCGAUCAAAUCCGAGAUGGAGCGCGUCCAGAACCGCGUCUCUCGCUCCAUGCAGCUCCUCGACAGCCUCUCGUCUGAAAAGCAGCGUUGGGAGACGGGAAGCCGCACCUUUGACGACCAGAUGAGUACCAUCAUUGGCGACGCCCUCCUCUCGGCCUCCAUGCUCGCCUACGCCGGCUACUUUGAUCAGCAGUAUCGCGAGUCCAUGUGGCAGUACUGGUCUGACCACCUUCGUCAAGCCGAGAUCAAGUUCAAGCCAGAGCUCUCCUUUGCCGACUAUCUCUCCACCGCAGACGAGCGUCUCGAAUGGCAGGCCAAAUCGCUCCCAGCCGAUACGCUCUGUACCGAAAACGCCAUCAUGCUAAAGCGUUGGAACCGCUAUCCGCUCAUCAUCGACCCCUCAGGCCAGGCUGUCGAGUUUCUGCUCAACGAAUACAAGGUGCAGAAGCUCACCGUUACCAGCUUCCUCGACGAGGCCUUCCUCAAGGCUCUCGAGAGUUCGCUGCGCUUCGGCAACCCGCUCCUCAUUCAAGACGUCGAGUAUCUCGAUCCCAUCCUGAAUCCCGUCCUCAACAAGGAGCUUCGUCGGACCGGCGGUCGUGUCCUAAUCCGCCUCGGCAGCCAGGAUAUCGACUUUUCGCCCUCGUUCAACAUGUUCCUUACCACCCGUGACCCCUCGGUCGAGUUUUCGCCAGACAUUUGCAGUCGCGUCACCUUCGUCAACUUCACCAUGACACGCAGCAGCUUGCAGAGUCAGUCCCUCGAUCAAGUGCUCAAAGUCGAACGCCCCGACACCGAUCGCAAGCGCACCGAUCUUAUGAAGCUUCAGGGCGAGUUCCGGCUGCGACUCAGGCAUCUUGAACGUUCGCUUCUCACCGCACUCAACGAGUCAGAGGGCAACAUCCUGGACGACGACAAGGUCAUCGACACGCUCGAGACGCUCAAAAAGGAAGCCGCCGAGGUGACAUCCAAGGUGGAAGAGACCGACGCCAUCAUGCACGAGGUCGACCAAGUUACUGCCGAAUACGUCCCGCUCGCAAAGGCGUGCAGCUCCGUCUUCUUCGUGCUCGACCAACUGCACCUUAUCUCGCACUUCUACCAAUUUUCGCUCCGCUUCUUCCUCGAUAUAUUCGACUAUGUCCUGCGUCGUAACCCGCAUCUCGACGGCGUCACCGACCCAAAGCAGAGGCUCGACAUUCUCAUGCGCGACCUGUUUCUCGUUGUCUUUCACAGGACAAGCAAGGCGCUCGCGCACCACGACCACGUCAUGCUUGCCAUGCUCCUCGCUCAGAUCAAAGCACGCGAGCAGGGCCACGCUGAGACGCUCGACAGCGACGAGUACGAGUUCUUGCUCGAAGGAGGUAAUGUGAUAGCUGCGGCUGCGGCUGCGAGCGGAUCCGAGGGAGGAGCCGCACAGGGCAGCAAUGCGACACAGCGUCGAGGAGACGGUGAAGUCGAGGCCAUGCUCGAUGAGGAGCAGCUUGCCCGCGUGCAAGUGUUCAAACGCCUCGCCUUCUUCCGCACGUUCGAAGAGCAUAUGGAAUCCAACCCGAGCAAAUGGCUCGCCUUCCUCAGCUCCAACAGCCCCGAAACAACAGUGCCCGUGUUCUGGUCUCAGGACGAGCAUGUGGACGGCUUGACAGAUCAAGUGCGCAAAAUGCUCGUCGUCAAGUGCUUGCGACCUGACCGCAUCGUCCAGGCCAUGGCUGCCUUCACUUCGCGCAUCUUCGGGCAGGACGUGCUCGGUGACCCCGGGUACGAGUUGGGCCAAAUUGUCGCCGAGGAGGUAGAUGCCAGCACGCCUAUCGCGCUCUGCUCCGUGCCCGGCUACGACGCCAGCUACAGAGUCGACCAUCUGGUCAAGCUCGUUGGCGCGCGAUGCACACCUGUUGCCAUGGGCUCGCAGGAAGGUUUCGCGCUGGCGGACCAUGCCAUCACGUCAGCGGCACGCACAGGCAACUGGGUGCUGCUGAAGAAUGUCCACCUCGCACCCAGCUGGCUAUCGCAACUCGAAAAGAAGAUGCACGGUCUUAACCCCAACCGCAACUUCCGCCUCUUCCUCACCUGCGAGACUUCACCUUCGAUUCCGGUCAACUUUUUGCGCGCCUCGCGCAUCCUCAUGAACGAGCCGCCGCCGGGCAUCCGUGCCAGCAUGCUCGACAGCCUCAAGAGCAUCGCACCUGGUCGACUGCAGCGCGGACCCGCUGAAACGCCCAGGCUGUACUUUUUGCUGGCUUUCUUCCACGCUACGCUCACGGAGCGACUGCGCUACACGCCGCUGGGCUGGUCCAAGUCGUUCGAAUUCAACGACUCGGACGCCGAAGCCGCACUCGACAUCAUCGAAGGGUGGGUUGUGCAGGUCGCCAAGGGGAGAGCCAACGUGGAUCCGCAGCAGCUGCCGUGGGACGCAAUCCGAUCGCUUCUCAAGCAGAGCGUAUACGGUGGCAAGAUUGACAAUGCGCCCGAUCAGACGUUGCUCGACUCGUUUGUCGAUGAGCUGUUUUGCGCAAAGGCGUACGAUGUUGAUUUCCAGCUCGUCAAAGACGAGAAAGACCCACUCGUGGCUCCGGAGGGAACCAAGAUGGAGACGUUCAUUAGCUGGGUGCAGGCGCUUCCGGAGCAGCAGCCACCGCAGUGGCUGGCGCUGCCGCCUAGUGCUGAAAAGGUGAUUGCUGCAGCACAGGGUACGGCGCUGCUCAACAAGUUGGUCAAGAUGAAACAGCUAGCGGACGACGAUGACGACGAGACUGUUGGCCACGAUCGAAGUGGCAGUGGCAGUGGCGACGGCAACGGCAACGGCGCUGGAGGCCCGCAACAGGUGACUUCACAACCAGCAGCGUCGAGUUCGGCCUCGGUGCAGCCCGGUUGGAUGAAGGCUUUGCGUGCCAAUGCGCUGCAAUGGCUCUCUCUGCUGCCCACCAGCGUGCCGUCCUUUGGCAGCGAAACCGGGUCUGUUCAAGAUCCGCUGUAUCGCUUCUGGGCACGAGAAUACCGCACCGGCUCUUCGCUGCUUGCCACCGUGCGCAAGGAUCUGCUCGAAGUAGUUGCAGUCUGCGAUGGCAAUUCGCGGCAGACGAACCACAACCGAGCGUUGCUCACCGACCUGCCGAAAGCCGUGAUCCCACAGUCGUGGCGUCGGUACGCAGUGCCCAAGUCGAUGACGCUGGCGGCAUGGAUCGUCGAUCUGCGAGCGCGGCUGGACCAGUUGGAGCGCAUCACGCGAGAAUCGAGCGAAUUCGGAGCGGCUGCAGGCGCCGGCGGAGGGUACGACAUGGUCGAGGUAAUCCUGGGCCUGCUCUUCUCACCAGGAGCGUACCUGACUGCGACGAGGCAGAGCGUGGCGCAUGCGUCCAAGGUAUCGCUCGAGAAUCUGUCGCUGAGAUUGCUCAUCAAUGAUCCGAAAGCCGGAUUGGAGGCGGGCAAGUUUGCUAUUCGCGGGUUGAAGCUUCAGGGCGCCAAUUGGGACGCGGAAGGCAAGAAGAUCAAGCUCAACGACGGUGGCGUGACAAAUCUGGGUUUGACGGCGUUGGUUUGGGAUGAACAGGUAGAGGGAAGGAAGGGCGAGACUGCGGGGCAGGGGGAAGUGAGAAUCAGCGUCUAUUUGAACGAGGAUCGAAGUCAGGCAUUGUUUGCCACGUCGUUGGCUGUGGACAGCGGCGUUCAAGCUUCGACGGUGGCUCAGCGAGCGAUUGCUUUGCGUGCUUCGUGA
Molecule: messenger RNA, 4782 nt
Organism: Sporisorium graminicola
Lineage: Eukaryota; Fungi; Basidiomycota; Ustilaginomycetes; Ustilaginales; Ustilaginaceae
Exons: 1
Coding region: 1-4782 (1593 amino acids)
Biological process (GO): microtubule-based movement
Cellular component (GO): dynein complex
Molecular function (GO): minus-end-directed microtubule motor activity; dynein light intermediate chain binding; dynein intermediate chain binding
Source: RefSeq, a predicted model, not a curated record